AUGCUUGGCUUUAGCUCUGUAGAACCAAAAGUCACGGAGUCUAAUGCACCAAAUGUUACUUGGCAACAUAUAUGGCCUUUUAGUGAAACACGAGAUGCUCUCUCUGGUUCAUCAUUUGUUGCCAUUCCUAAUGAAAUUCUAUUACGUAUAUUUCGGUUUCUAUCCGUGAGAGAUCUAUGUAAUGUUUCAUUAGUUUGUCGAUCAUUCAAAAUGAUUGCUGAUCAAGAUGAAAUAUGGAAGCCAAAAUGCAAUACAUCAACAAAAUUAUAUUCCAAAUCAUUUAAACAAAUUUAUAUGGAUUGGAUGCAUGGAAAAUGUUUACAUAAUAAACGUCUACGACGCAUAACAUUAUCUUUCAGAACUUCAUGUGCUCUCAUUCCACCUCCUGUAUUUCCUACCCGAUCGACAGGAAAAUAUAAUUUUGAAUCUAUUAGUGGAUUCACUCAGCAUCCAAAUUCAUCAUCAACCAUGUAAGAUAAUCUUCUUUUUGUGAAACACGAUCUGAAAGGAGUGUUGAAGUGUAUAGGGUAGAAAUUUUGGACCCACCCCCCCCCUCCCCCCACAGACCGUGACAGAGAAAAUCCAUACCCAUCACAGACCGUGACAGAGAACCCGGGUACCCAUCACAGACCGUGACAGAGAACCCUGGGUACCCAUCACAGACCGUGACAGAGAAUCCGGGUACCCAUCACAGACCGUGACAGAGAACCCGGGUGCCCAUCACAGACCGUGACAGAGAACCCGGGUACGCAUCACAGACCGUGACAGAGAACCCAGAUACGCAUCACAGACCGUGACAGAGAACCCUGGGUACCCAUCACAGACCGUGACAGAGAGUCCGGGUAUCCAUCACAGACCGUGACAGAGAAUCCUGGGUACCCAUCACAGACCGUGACAGAGAACUCUGGGUACCCAUUGCAGACCGUGACACAGAACCCUGGGUACCCAUCACAGACCGUGAGAGAGAAUCCGGGUACCCAUCACAGACCGUGACAGAGAACCCGAGUACCCAUCACAGACCGUGACACAGAAAUUGUAGUUAUAAAGCAUCAGAUAUAAGGUGAGCUACAAAUGUGUCGUAAGGAAAUGCAACAAAAGGAUUUCCAUUUUAUUAGUAACAAUAGGUCCAUCGUGUUUCACAUUUUUAAUCCCGCAAGGGAUUGCGCUAACAGCUUUUUUUUGAUACAAGUAUUUUAUUUCAUAACCUAGUCGACGAAUUUUAUAUAUUAAUAUUUUUAAUAUAUGAAAUAUGUUCUUUAUUGCUUUAUAUUUUUGAAACAAUCAUAGAGCAUGCAAUUGGUUGUCAAUGUACGAGAUAGAUAAGAAAACAAUAGGUAACACAUUAGUGAACUUAGCUUUAUUGAUCUAAUUUUUUUUGUCCAGACACGAUUUAAAAAAGUAUGUUGAGGUGUAUGGGAUACAAAUUUGUACAUGCAUACUCCACAUAGACCUGAUUAAAAAUUUCUCAUGCGAUUAG
Molecule: messenger RNA, 1477 nt
Organism: Rotaria sordida
Lineage: Eukaryota; Metazoa; Rotifera; Eurotatoria; Philodinida; Philodinidae
Source: the annotation of a GenBank genome assembly